GUUCAUACAACUGUUCCGCAGUGCAGAAGUCAAAAUGGCUGGAGUACGGGGGAUUUGUCAGUUUCAUCUGCGUCGUUUUUCUACCCUCCAACUGUCCUCAAACAGACAUGUGGCCAUUUUGGGGCCAUCAGCCUCAGGGUACACUGGUGCACACUCAAACCAGCCAACAAAACCAAGUCGUUCUUACGUCACCUGGCUCAAGCAGAAGCAGCUGGACAAUAAGCUGUUGCGGAGAAUCUCAGUCCCACAGAUUUUGAUACAAGCACGUUCAAUGUUCAUCCAGACCCAAGAUACUCCCAACCCUAACAGUCUCAAGUUUCUGCCUGGUGUGGAAGUUUUGGAGAGUGGAACCUUCGACUUCCCCAACCCCCAGUCGGCCCACUGUUCUCCUCUAGCAAAAAUGCUGUUCCGCAUUGACGGUGUCCGAGGUGUUUUCUUUGCAAAAGAUUCUGUUACAGUAACAAAAGCGGAUGAUGACUCAGACUGGGCGCUCCUCAAACCCGAGAUUUUUGCUGUGAUCAUGGAUUUUUUCGCCAGUGGCCUUCCUGUGCUGACCGACGAGAAACCUGCGGGUGAUACUGUGAUUGACGAUGAUGACGAUGAGACGGUGGCCCUCAUUAAGGAGCUGUUGGAUACACGCAUCAGACCAACGGUUCAGGAAGAUGGAGGGGACAUCAUUUACAUUGGUUUCCAAGAUGGCAUUGUUCGGCUCAAGAUGCAGGGCUCGUGCAGCAGCUGUCCCAGCUCGGUGGUGACCUUGAAGCAUGGCGUCCAGAACAUGCUGCAGUUCUACAUCCCCGAGGUGGAGGGGGUGGAGCAGGUGGUUGAUGAGGUGGAGGCGUUGUCCAAUGAAGAAUUCCGCAAACUGGAGGACCAGCUGUCCAAGAAGUCUUGAGCUUUGGGCGUCUGCUCCGACUUGUCGUGUUGUUCCCUGGAUGAAGAGGACGCGGUGCAGUCUCAAGAAGAACAAGUUCUCCACACGUUAAAACCAGAAGUUCACUAGCAAAGUUUUGUACUCACCCUGGGUCGCAGGCUCAAACCAAGCCCAGAGUUGUUCUUGCGACGGCGAUGAUGUUCCUUAAUUUAUCUUUGUCCUCCCUUCCCUAAGCUUCGAGUACUUUGGUCAAUAAAAAUGUUUUAGGCCUGCCUCUGAGAAACCUGCGCUCUUAGAUUUGUAAAUAUAUAUGUACAUGUUCAGUUAUGUAUAAUUUUGUUUGAUAUACUCAAGAUGAAAAGAAUGUCUGUGAAGAAAAGGGGAAAAAAUAAAAAAUCUUGUCAGCUACA
Aplysia californica (California sea hare) is the source of this 1284-nucleotide messenger RNA. RefSeq names its product NFU1 iron-sulfur cluster scaffold homolog, mitochondrial. Gene Ontology annotation, cellular component: mitochondrion. The record is from RefSeq and is a predicted model, not a curated record. Bases 35 to 895 code for a protein of 286 amino acids. NCBI's taxonomy places the organism in Eukaryota, Metazoa, Mollusca, Gastropoda, Aplysiida, Aplysiidae. The transcript has 8 exons. Gene Ontology annotation, biological process: iron-sulfur cluster assembly. Gene Ontology annotation, molecular function: iron ion binding; iron-sulfur cluster binding.